Molecule: messenger RNA, 5891 nt
Organism: Talpa occidentalis (Iberian mole)
Lineage: Eukaryota; Metazoa; Chordata; Mammalia; Eulipotyphla; Talpidae
Gene: GALNT10
Product: polypeptide N-acetylgalactosaminyltransferase 10
Exons: 12
Coding region: 590-2248 (552 amino acids)
Cellular component (GO): Golgi apparatus
Source: RefSeq, a predicted model, not a curated record
CCUGGCGCGGGUGGCCGUGACUGCACUGGCCGGGCCUGAAAUGAGGGCAGGACGUGUUCGCUCCUGUCACGGCACUGGGCUUCGGGGACGGCGUGAUCUGGAGGCUCAGCUGCUGGCCUGAGCCCCCAUCGGAGGUGAAAGAGCAGCUCUCGGACCUCCUGUCCCCCGGCCCGCCCUGCGCGGGAGGGGCCGUGUUCUCGCCAGCACCUGUGCAGGAGGGGACUUGCCUGCAAGUCCUGGGCUCUCCAAGGCGUGAGCAGCCCCCUUUGGUUCUGAUGCGCUCUCUGGACUGUUCAGUCACGGGGCUGAGCGGUGCUGGUCAGUGGACCCACCAGGAGCCAGGCAGACGCGGCCCUCCACAUUGCCGGAAGAGCCAGUCCCCAGAGAAAAAUCUGGGUGCUCUUGUGGGGAGGAGAGGAACUGGAACUGCGGGAGAGGCCACCAGUUCCACUCGAGUCCCAGGAAGCUGCUCCUGGCACAGAAGCCCCGGUCUGCAGGCCAAAGCCUCCAUGCCACCCUCGGCUCAGGUGCAGAGCAUAGCCCAGAGGCCCUGGGGCUCCCGGUCUCCCCAGGUCCAGAGAGUCCAGUGAUGCAGGGCUCACACAGUCAGCAGAAGAGGGUUUUCACCUUGGGGCAUGGACAGAAGCUGAGGGACUGGCAUGACAAGGAAGCCAUCCAGAGGGACGCUCAGCGCGUGGGACACGGAGAGCAGGGGCGGCCUUACCCAAUGACCGACGCCGACCGCGUGGACCAGGCCUACCGUGAGAACGGAUUCAACAUCCAUGUCAGCGACAAGAUCUCCCUGAACCGCUCGCUCCCCGACAUCCGGCACCCGAACUGCAACAGCAAGCGCUACCUGGCGUCGCUCCCCAACACCAGCAUCAUCAUCCCCUUCCACAACGAGGGCUGGUCCUCCCUGCUCCGCACCGUGCACAGCGUGCUCAACCGCUCGCCCCCCGAGCUGGUCGCCGAGAUCGUGCUGGUGGACGACUUCAGCGACCGAGAGCACCUCAAGAAGCCCCUGGAAGACUACAUGGCCCUCUUCCCCAGCGUGAGGAUUCUCCGGACCAAGAAGCGGGAGGGGCUGAUAAGGACCCGGAUGCUGGGGGCCUCGGUCGCCACGGGGGAGGUCAUCACCUUCCUGGACUCCCACUGUGAAGCCAAUGUCAACUGGCUGCCCCCCCUGCUUGACCGCAUCUCCCGGAACCGAAAGACCAUCGUGUGCCCCAUGAUUGAUGUCAUUGACCACGACGACUUCCGGUACGAGACGCAGGCGGGGGACGCCAUGCGGGGGGCCUUUGACUGGGAGAUGUACUACAAGCGGAUCCCCGUCCCCCCAGAGCUGCAGAAGGCUGAUCCCAGCGACCCCUUUGAGUCUCCCGUGAUGGCCGGCGGCCUGUUCUCCGUGGACCGGAAGUGGUUCUGGGAGCUGGGCGGGUACGACCCGGGCCUGGAGAUCUGGGGCGGGGAGCAGUACGAGCUCUCCUUCAAGGUGUGGAUGUGCGGGGGCCGCAUGGAGGACAUCCCCUGCUCCAGGGUGGGCCACAUCUACAGGAAGUACGUGCCCUACAAGGUCCCUGCCGGAGUCAGCCUGGCUCGGAACCUCAAGCGCGUGGCGGAGGUGUGGAUGGACGAGUACGCGGAGUUCAUCUACCAGCGCCGGCCCGAGUACCGCCACCUCUCCGCGGGCGACGUGGCGGCCCAGAAGCAGCUCCGCGCCAGCCUCAGCUGCAGGAGCUUCAGGUGGUUCAUGACCAAGAUUGCCUGGGACCUGCCCAAGUUCUACCCACCCGUGGAGCCUCCGGCUGCGGCCUGGGGGGAGAUCCGCAACGUGGGCACGGGGCUGUGUGCCGACACCAAGCACGGUGCCCUGGGCUCGCCGCUGAGGCUGGAGAGCUGCUUGCGGGGCCGUGGGGAGGCAGCCUGGAACAACAUGCAGGUGUUCACCUUCACCUGGAGGGAGGACAUCCGGCCUGGGGACCCCCUGCACACCAAGAAGUUCUGCCUGGACGCCGUGUCGCACACCAGCCCCGUCACCCUGUACGACUGCCACAGCAUGAAGGGGAACCAGCUGUGGAAGUACCGCAAAGACAAGAGCCUGUUCCAUCCGGUCAGCGGCAGCUGCAUGGACUGCAGCCCGAGUGACCACAGGGUCUUCAUGAGCACCUGCGACCCCGCGUCGCCCACCCAGCAGUGGCUGUUUGAACACACCAACUCCACCGUCCUGGAAACGUUCAAUCGGAACUGAGCCUGCUGCCCUCGCAGGCCCCCCAGGCACCGCGGCGGGCGAGGUGCGGUCGGCCGGACCAGAGGGCGCUGGGUGCUGCAGGUGGAGCCCCGCAGCGAGGGUGGCGCAGGCCUGGGCAGAGUGGGGCUUUCACCCCUGCGGGCGUGGGCAUCCCAGGGCUCUGCCAGCACGUCACCCUGUCCCCUGGGCGCUAGGCAGGAGGGAGGCCAGGGCCUCCUGCAGGGUGGCCGGCCCGCAGCAGCUCUCACACCACAGCCCUUUAGAAAGAGGCACGUGGGUCCCUCUGCCCCCAGGGAAGGGAGCUUUUCUCAGAACCGCUGGUCUCGGCUCUUCGGUGUUGGCCUGGCCGCUGGCACCCAGCUCCUGUUCUCAGGCACGGCCGGGGAGGCCGUGCACACAGACCCCCACCUCGCAGCCCCGUGCUCACUGCUGCCAGCUGCCAGGCCUGCGGCUGGGGUGGAGCAACCAGAUUCCCUUUGCAGCCUCGGGGACACGGGAUGUCCCUCUGCUCCCCGGUGUCCGAGACCCCCUGCCAGGGGCUGGGCCGGCCAGGCCACCCUCUUGUCGGGGCUGCUUCCAGCGAAAGGUCUAGUAGGAAUUCAGGCUGAAUGUCCCUGAUCGCGCUUCCAUCUCCUCCCUCUUCCUCUCCCUUUCUUCUCUCUCUCCCUCCCUCACACACACACAUACACAACCUGCCUCAGGAGGAUCAGUGGGGUGCAGCACUCACCUUGCCGAGUCUGGAGGCCUCCAGGGUAGACGGGCAGGAUGCCCUGACCCCACAGGUCUCCAGGGAUGCUAAAGGGCUCUGUAGUUCCAUCGCGACCCAAAGUGUCUGGCCUGCAGGUGCAUUUCUAGAACACUAGCCCCCAGCCUGGUGACCGGCCUGGAGCCCAUGGGGACAAGCAAUGUCCAUCACCCGCAGCAGAGGCCUCGGGGCCAAGGUCUCCACAAAGACCCGGAGCCCUGUCCUCACGCUGCGGGCGCCCAGCCAAGCCUCCGUGUUCACCUUUUACUGGGUCGACUCUGAGUCAGACCCCACCCCUGGGCCCCAAAACCGAGUCCCCAAAGGCGGCUCCCAAGCUAACCGGAGCAUUUCUGUAACCAGCCUGAUUCAGGAAGCCAAACAGCACCUAGAAGCCCGGGAAGCCCUCGCCGUCAGCCCCAGGGCCAGACCGAUGCGGCCUGACGACUGGCCACCGGACAGGCCUGAGGCCUGAGUGAGGCUGCCUCUGGGAGGCAGGCUGGUGGCUGCCUGGGGGAGGAGACCCUGGCUACAGUCCUUCUGAGGACGGCCCCAGCCCAGCACAAGCCCUGCUUGGUCUCCUGAGGGAGAGGGGCUGGUCCUCUUACUGCCCCUCCCUGGCGUCCUUGUCCAGAUGAGUGCCCCCUCCAGGGAGGAGGCAACAGAGGAGGCCUGGCCGGCAGCCAGCGCUGUGGCUGUGGGUGGAGAGCUGAGUCAGGACUCUUCCCCCAAGCAGUGCAGCGUCAUUAACAUAUAAACUGUGCCUUUUAAAAAGAAAAAAUGCAAAUCCCUAGACUUGAACCAUUUCCUAGUGCCUUGCUAGACAGGCCGGGCAGGGCUGCGGGAGGGGACCCUUGCGUGUGCAGUUCCCACGCACACGCGCCUGCGUGUUGGCGCAUGUCUGCGUGCGUGCGUGUGUUAAUGUCCAGUUUCGAGCAGGAGACGUGGUGUGUAGAGCAGGGUCUGAGACAGAGAACCCCAAGCGCCAGGCCCCAAGAGUCUUAUCAGUCCGAGGUCCGUGGCCUGGAGAGGCCUCAGCAGCACCCCAGGGCCCUGUUUGGCAGCUAGGCCUGCACCCCAUCCCAGGCCUACCCGGUCCUACUCCCAGCCUGGGGCUCAGGGCAGCAGGAGCGACGCACGCAGGCCGCCGCCUCCUCCCAUCCUGCGCCCGGCUCUGGGCCUCGGCCAAGCUGAGGCUCCUGAGUGCUCUCUGGUGACAGGGCCCGGCCUGCAGGCCUGCCGGGGCGCUGACCACCGCCAGCCGUGUUUGGGAGGCCGCCAGCCUCAGGAAUUGGGGCGCUGCCCACACCCCCUGAAGAAGCGGAUGCUGUUGAGGGAAGCAGCCUUGCUCCGGGGUCUCAGUGGAACGACAAAGCACUUUACAGCCUAACCAGGAAAUCUGGGUCCCCUGCUUCAGGGCCCUCGUUUGUACACUUUGGAUGAUUUUCUAAUGCCUGGGGGCCGUGUGGUUUUGAUGUUUUCUGAGGGUUUAAGUGGGGGGAGGGCCUGAGUCUGCACCUCUGUUGGGGGUUCCUUUCUGCUUAUAGAUGCUCUUUUGUGAAAAUCCAAGGAGUGUUUCCCUAGUGCUUGAUCUUGAGCUGAGGGUGCUGCCCGCCCUGGGGUGCAGGGGGACCACUUUCCCAGUGACAGUGUCCUCUUCACAGCCCUCAGCCUCUGUCUGAGGACAACAGCUGGGGGGAUCCAACUCUUGACCAACUUGGGGACAGGGGACCCCCAAGGGAGGGCAGGGAGAGCCAAGAACUCCGACAGGGUCCCACAGAGAACGCUCCAGAGGCCAAGCUCUGCUGGUCGCCCGGAAAGGGGCCUCUGUGUAGUGCUGGCCGUGCGCGUGUGGCUGUGGAGUAAACCCUGCACUCCCUCUGAUGUGGUCUCCGGCCUCUUCCUUGUACGGCGCCUCUCCUCCGGCGGUCCCACACGUCUCCACUGAGCCUGCCUCGGGCCCUCCCAGCCCAGGCAAACCCCAGCGGCAGGCUCUGGGGAGGGAGUGGAGCAAGAUGAUGCCGGGUGUGAAACAGGGUGUUCUGGUGACCCAGUGGGGUCCGCUUUGGUGGGAUGGGCAGGGAAUGCCUCCCCAUGAGAGCCAAAAGCCAGGAGGGACUGUGAGCUGGGAGGCCGUUUGGGGGAAAGUGCUGUUAUAGGACAGGGAGAGGGGCAGCCCAAAACCCCGCAAACCUGCCUAUUCUACAUGGGUUCUGCCAUCCGCCGCAUCAACAGAAAACAUAGGAGACUUUAAGGGGAAGGAACUUUAAUAAAACUAGGAAACAAUACAGGUAAGACAGAGUCUAGUUUCUAAAUCAAGCACCCAAAGUGACCUGUCCCCUCAUGGGUAAAAGUCCAUCCAUAUGGGGUUGGCCCAGAGCAAGGCCCCAAGGCCUGCCCCAAGUCUAAAGCAUCUUCCAGUGGGACCCACAGAAAAGGGCCAGAAACAACCAGACAAGCCCGGAAGGAAAAGAGCAAAAUCAACAUCAAGAUAAAAGCUGCCAUUGUCACCUCCCCACAGGUCUCACCCACAUCUGUGUCACCCAGUCCACGACUAAAAGACAAGCGCAGUUUCUUCACGUGUCUCUAGGCUCCACGCGCCUCCUCCAGGGCUCCUGGCUCCAUCCUGCUCCUUCCUUCCUCAGUCUCUUCUGCAGCUUCUCCUCUUCCUGCUCAGCUCCACCCUCCCUUGGGUGGGGCAGGGAACCUCCCCCUUUCCUGGGGACCACCCUGUUACAGUGCCAGGCGGAGGGAACAGCCAGUGCAAAGGCCCAGAGGCAGCACAGUGGGCUGAAGGGUGUGUGUGGGGAGGGGGCUGCCUGCAGACGCGCUGCAGACCACAGCCUGGGCCUGAGGGCUCAGGAGGGCAGUGACAACAUGUAGUAAACUGAGCUGGUUCCU